CAGGCAAUGACGAGGCUCGAAUAACCGAUUCAGGCGUGGAGGAGCGUUGCAAGCGAAGAUUCCGCCGCCGCCGUCGGACGUGCAGUACGUGCUUGGCCCCCCAUGCAUCAUCGCAUGUCUGAUGCUUCACGGACAUGAUUGCCCGACGCACUGAUCCGCCAAAUCAUUCUGUGACUAUCCGCCCCGGCUAGCGACAGCUAAGGAAGCUAUGUGAUCCCGUAGGUUGAUAUUGAAUUGCCACGCUCCCGGGAAGUCGGUUGGGGACGCGGGAACAUUUUCAAGAAGCACUGUUUCAGGUGGUCUCUCAUCUUGUGACUAGGGAGGAGUUGGUGCCAACCUGCUUCAUGGGGUCCGUCUCGUGCGUAUAAAAGAAGGCGAUGGCAGAGGCAGUCUUCCCCAGCUCGCUCACAACGAACACACCACCAGAACUCCUUUACAACUCCUGUUAACGUCUUUCACGCUCGUAUCCCUGUAAUCAUGCAGUUCACCGUCCUCACUGCCGCCAUCGCCCUCCUCUUCUCCUCCACGGCUCUCGCCCAGUCAUCCGUGACGGUCGCCUAUGACCAGACGUACGACAACUCGGCCCAGUCGCUUUCGACCGUCGCCUGCUCGGACGGCACGAACGGCCUCCUCACCAAGGGCUACACCACCUUUGGCUCGCUGCCCGACUUCCCGUACAUCGGCGCGGCCGCGGCGGUGACCGGAUGGAACUCUGCAGAGUGUGGGACGUGCUGGCAGCUGUCGUACGAUGGCAAUACUAUCAAUGUCCUCGCGAUCGACCAUGCCGGGUCGGGCUUUAACAUUGCGCUGGAGGCGAUGAACGCGUUGACGGAUAACGAGGCGGUGGCAUUGGGGAGGGUCACUGCGACGGCGACCCAGGUCGAUGCGUCGGUGUGUGGACUGUGAGCUUUCUCUGAUGGAGCACGUCUGGAAUGACGACGCUGCUGGUUCGACCAUUUGCACUAGGUUCUUGCUAAAGCUGACGAUGUUACGAACUCUCACGGAC
Molecule: messenger RNA, 1006 nt
Organism: Laetiporus sulphureus 93-53
Lineage: Eukaryota; Fungi; Basidiomycota; Agaricomycetes; Polyporales; Laetiporaceae
Product: Cerato-platanin
Exons: 2
Coding region: 478-906 (142 amino acids)
Source: RefSeq, a predicted model, not a curated record